AUGGUGUGGUGCAGGGGGGUGGGUGGUGGUGGCGCGCAGCAGCGGGUGGUGGUGCUGCACGAGCCCAAGGAGGCGGCGGCGCUCGCGCGUGCCAUCAAGCAGGAGGCGCGCACCGACCGCCCCACUGCCGCGCCCGCUGAAUACAUAAGCAGUUUAAAAAAUAGCUUUUAUACAACAGGCAUAGGCGACAUGACUGACACUUCCACUUGGCAAACUCUCGGCGGAGGCGUAGCGGACUACCUCUCGGCUCUGCCACUCCCUCUGCAUCAUUUGCUGAAGUAUUCAGCACCGGCGACAUCUGUAUCAGAAACGAAGAGAGAAGAACAUCCAACCAUUGUGACAGCUGUCGCCGCGAACACCCUGCCUUCUAUAUCUUCUUUGACUUCGAUGCCCUCAAAUGCGGUGAACAGCGUGGUGGUACAAACUGCCGCGAUUGUAAACCAGAACGCGAAUACAACAACCAUCACCAUAUCGAAGAAGAAAAAGAAGAAGAAAUCGAUGAAAGAGAAGAAGCCUAGACCAAAGCCCGGAGAGAUUCGAUUGACGACUGCGUUAGAUGGCAGCACCUUGUAUUGCUGCCCCGAGUGUCACAUGGCUUAUCCAGAGAGAGGAUUGCUUGAGCAACACUUAGUUGGACACACUAUGGAACGGAGGUUCAUCUGCGACAUCUGCAACGCGGCGCUCAAGCGCAAGGACCACCUGACGCGCCACAAGCAGUCGCACAACCCCGAGCGACCGCACGUCUGCUCCGUCUGCCUCAAGGCCUUCAAGCGCAAGGAGCAGCUCACGCUGCACUUCGUCAUCCACUCGGGCGAGAAGCGACACAUUUGCAACGAGUGCGGCAAAGGCUUCUACCGCAAGGACCACCUCCGCAAGCACACGCGGUCGCACAUCGCGCGGCGGGUCAAGGCGGAGCUGUCGCAGCAGGCGGGCGGCGCUCCGCUCUCACAGCCCCCCGCGCCCGCGCCCGCGCCCCCGCCCCCGCCCGCGCCAUCCUGA
This is a messenger RNA of Parnassius apollo (apollo), 999 nucleotides long. The record is from the annotation of a GenBank genome assembly. NCBI's taxonomy places the organism in Eukaryota, Metazoa, Arthropoda, Insecta, Lepidoptera, Papilionidae.